Cyprinodon variegatus (sheepshead minnow) is the source of this 2904-nucleotide messenger RNA. RefSeq names its product SRC proto-oncogene, non-receptor tyrosine kinase. Lineage: Eukaryota; Metazoa; Chordata; Actinopteri; Cyprinodontiformes; Cyprinodontidae. The transcript is spliced from 13 exons. The record is from RefSeq and is a predicted model, not a curated record. Gene Ontology annotation, biological process: innate immune response; cell differentiation; cell adhesion. Gene Ontology annotation, molecular function: ATP binding; non-membrane spanning protein tyrosine kinase activity; growth factor receptor binding. Gene Ontology annotation, cellular component: extrinsic component of cytoplasmic side of plasma membrane. The coding region runs from base 298 to 1950 and encodes 550 amino acids.
CCAGCUCAGCCAGUCUUUUGCUCACUCACUCACUCCACCACUCCUGCUUCGCUGUCGGCUCCCCCCAGCUGAACAGUGUUCGCCCACCGCAGCAUAACACCGGCUGUUUUUGCCCUCCUGCUCCUAAAGCCAGCCUCUCAUCAUGACCUCCUCCUUCUGCGACUCUACUGAGAUUCGCUAAAUGGGCCUGGCGGCUGGCCUGAGGUUUCUAUUAUUGUUUUAAUGAGGACAGCCGUCCGGAUCUGAGCGGUUCUGGCGGUGCGUCUCUGAAUCUGAAGACGCGUUAAAGGUCUGCACAUGGGGGCGGGCAAGAGCAAGCCCAAGGAGCCGGGCCAGCGCUCCAUGAGCCUGGAUGGUACUAUAGGCACAGGCUCAGACAGCGGACACUUCCACCACCUGGGCCCCACUCAGCAGACCCAGACCCCCAAUAGAAGCCCCGCCGUCGGCACAGGAAGGCGGGGGUACCAGGGGCAGCAUCAGCAUGCCCCAACAAAUACCCCGGAACUAGCUCUCUUCGGAGGUGUGGACCACACAGGAACUGUUACAUCUCCUCAGAGAGGACCUCUGUCAGGAGGCGUCACUACAUUUGUGGCGCUGUACGACUACGAGUCGCGGACGGUGAGUGACCUGACCUUCAGGAAGGGCGACCGGCUGCAGAUUGUGAACAACACGAAAAAGUACAGCUUCAGAGAAGGGGACUGGUGGCUCGCCCGGUCGCUCACCACAGGAGAGAGUGGCUACAUCCCCAGCAACUAUGUGGCUCCAUCCGACUCCAUCCAAGCUGAAGAGUGGUAUUUUGGGAAAAUCACUCGACGUGAUUCUGAGAGGCUCCUUCUGAACCCGCAGAACCGACGAGGAACCUUCCUGGUGAGGGAGAGCGAGACGACUAAAGGGGCGUACUGCCUGUCAGUGCUGGAUUAUGACAACACCAAAGGCCUCAAUGUUAAACAUUACAAGAUCAGGAAGCUGGAUAGUGGCGGGUUCUACAUCACCUCGCGCACCCAAUUCACCAGCUUGCAGCAACUAGUCUUCCACUACCGCAAGCACUCGGAUGGGUUGUGUCAUGCUCUGACGGAUGUGUGUCCAGUGGCCAAGCCUCAGACGCAGGGUUUGGCCAGGGAUGCCUGGGAGAUUCCACGAGAGUCCCUUCGCUUGGAUGUUAAACUGGGGCAGGGCUGCUUUGGAGAAGUCUGGAUGGGUACAUGGAACGGUACAACGCGGGUAGCCAUUAAGACCUUGAAGCCGGGCACGAUGUCUCCAGAGGCCUUUCUGCAGGAAGCACAGGUCAUGAAGAAGCUGAGGCAUGAGAAGCUGGUCCAGCUGUACGCUGUAGUAUCUGAGGAGCCCAUCUACAUUGUGACGGAGUAUAUGAGUCAAGGUAGCUUACUAGACUUCCUUAAAGGAGAUGCUGGAAAGAUGCUUCGUCUGCCACAGCUGGUGGACAUGGCUGCUCAGAUUGCAGCAGGAAUGGCUUACGUAGAGAGGAUGAACUACGUCCACAGAGACCUGCGUGCUGCCAACAUCCUGGUAGGAGACAAUCUGGUGUGUAAGGUGGCCGACUUUGGUCUCGCUAGACUGAUUGAAGACAACGAGUACACGGCAAGGCAGGGUGCCAAAUUUCCAAUCAAGUGGACCGCACCAGAGGCUGCGCUGUACGGCCGUUUCACUAUCAAGUCAGACGUCUGGUCCUUUGGGGUUCUACUAACAGAGCUUGCAACCAAAGGCAGAGUUCCCUACCCAGGUAUGGUUAACAGAGAGGUGCUGGAUCAGGUGGAGCGCGGCUACAGGAUGCCUUGUCCAGCAGAGUGUCCCACUUCACUGCAUGACCUUAUGCUUUCCUGCUGGAGGAAGGAUCCAGAGGAGAGGCCUACAUUUGAGUACCUGCAGGGCUUCCUAGAGGACUACUUCACCUCAACAGAACCCCAGUAUCAGCCUGGGGAGAACCUAUAGAACCACGUACUGUACAGAGCCUGAGCGGGGAGUGUUGCCUCAGCACUGAAUGAUCUGCACUAACCGACCUCAGAGGAGGAUCUGAGCCUCUGAAACUAAUCUGUGAGGAACUUCUUCAGUGGAAACCCAACCGAGACCAAAAGCUGCAGAAGUCCCUCUGUGUUCCACACAGGAACUGUUCCAGAACGACAUGAAAUAAUCUAAGUUCUGGAAUCAGUCACAGCUGACCCAAGUUCUCCUCCAAUCCGAGCUGUGGCUGGUUAUUCUGACUCAGACUGAGACCUGCAGGUAAACUGUAUGUGAGGUGCAGUGGAUGUGGGAGGAACCAAAUCAGGACGUACGGAUGGAGUGAGAGUUUAGAGAACAAACAUCAGGGUGUGAAGGAAAAAGGGAAAGGAAUAGAUGUGUUCGGAGUAAACUAGUUCCCUCCUCUCUUGCUUCUCUGUACCAUCAUCCAGUCCCUUCUCCACCACACAAAGUGCUGCUGCUGCGGCUCAGCUGCCAAACUUAAGUCCUUCUCUAUAUCUUCUCUGGCGCACUUUUGCUUUUUCUCUCCAACUUUCAGUAUCUCUUCAGUAUUCUUAAGUGCUGCUUCUUUAACGUGUCUCAAUUCUGAAACUCCACUCUGCAUCUUUUUCUUUCAGUUUAUUCCGACAGCCUUUUGCGUUGAAAGGUAUAUGUGUGUGCGCUUAAUGGAAGACAAACUUUCUGCUUUUUGCUUUAUUUAUAUAUUUUUUUCACUAGACAAAUUUGGUACACUCCCAAUCAAGCAGAGCCAGGAGAAGCAGGCAGGGUUUGUGAUGCUGAAAUGAGUUCAUUUGAAGCCCUUUUCUCCUGUUUAACGUGUUUAAUCCAAACCUCCAUUAAAACGACUCUGAUGCAGGUUCUGUCUGAUUUGUUUUUGUUUUGUUAGACCUUAGUUGAAAGCAAUCAGCUCUGUCACAGGCACAUAAA